This is a messenger RNA of Haliotis rubra (blacklip abalone), 1620 nucleotides long. Its product is annotated as protocadherin-23-like. Gene Ontology annotation, biological process: homophilic cell-cell adhesion. Gene Ontology annotation, cellular component: membrane. Lineage: Eukaryota; Metazoa; Mollusca; Gastropoda; Lepetellida; Haliotidae. Gene Ontology annotation, molecular function: calcium ion binding. The transcript is spliced from 9 exons. The coding region runs from base 1 to 1620 and encodes 539 amino acids. The record is from RefSeq and is a predicted model, not a curated record.
AUGAAUGGGACCUCGCUUCUCCUGAACGGGACACUGGAUUACGAGAGGAAGCGACUUUAUACUUUGACCAUAACGUCUGGAGACGGCAAAGAUACAACAAUCACUGUGAAUGUCGUAAACAUCAACGACGAAAUACCCUUCAUCCAGACUACCGGCCCCAUCGCUAUUCUGGAGGAGCAGCCAAUCGGAACAGUCUUGGGUGGAGUUUUCUCUGUGACUGACAGCGACGAAGGGGAUGCAUUAACAUAUGAUAUUGUGGUCUCAACUAUCUUCAUACACGAGUGCACAGAUGUUGAUACCGGAAGUAAUGGGGAGAUAACGCUUUCCAUUAAGGAUGGUGACACAGAUAAUCUCUUCAACGUCAGUGACAACCAAGUAAUUGUGGGUUCAGUCGACUACGAGGCAUUAACCCGUGACGUCCCAAUCUACUCCCUCACACUUGCCGUGUCCGACAACCCUCGGAUGGAGGCCAGGAGGACAGCAUACCUCAUACUGGUGGUAACGGUUGCACCUCGGAACGAGUUUGCACCUAUCUGGACUUCUCGCUCCCUUGAUAACAACACUGGUCAGUUCCCAAUCCUGUCCUUGUCCGAGAACGUCCGACCUGGAACAGUGGUGGUAACAUUCUCGGCCUCUGAUCAGGACAGGGGGGAAGAUGGUCGGGUCCGAUAUAGGAUAUAUACUGCUGUAUCUGAUACCGGAACAGAUUCCAUGGGCAUGUUCACGAUCGAUGACGUCACUGGAGUCCUAGCGACGUCGAGAAACGUCGACGCCGAUGUCGCUACAAACGGUAGUCUAUAUUACGACAUCACAAUCCGUGCCGAAGACUCCUCCAGCGUCCCUGAAUACGCAGCGGGAGUCCAGCGGAUCUAUCUGACCAACUACAACGACAAUCCACCCGUCUUCACCAAAUCUCUGUACACCAUCCAGGUAACAUGCUACAGUUUCAACGGCGACCUCGUAUCUUCCGUCGUCGCUAACGACAUCGACAAUACAAACCUCUAUUACAACAUCAACGGCAGCAGCCGAUACGUUUACGUUAACCUCACAAGCGGCGGGAUCAUAUUGAUAUACACGCCUGCGGAACUCGGCAUGAAGUACGUCACUUCCGAUAUAUUCGUGGUCAAGGUCACGGACAGGGGGAAUCCAGAGCUUACAGACUACGCCGUUGUCUACCUCCUCUUCACCGACUGUGACAGACCAACGGUAUCAACAACUACAACAUCGACCACAACAACAACUAUCCUGACAACUACAUUGGAAGAGGCCACAGAAUCGUCGACCAAUCGGACAGCUUGUAGCCCACUACGUGGUCAGGUUUUGGAGUUGUGGGCCACGAGGACCUUCUGUGGCAUGCUCGGCGUGGGGCUCGUGGGAGUAAUUGUGGCAAACAUAUGGAAUAGCAGGGCACGGGCUGCGACGGUAGCUGAUUCGAUGCUGUCGAAACAAAGGAAAGUCUCACCCAGGAGUGUCCUGGACAGAGGGAACACAAUGGAAAAGAAAAUCCGAGUACGUAACCUCAUAGCGGAGGAGACUAACGAUGGACCGCCAGGUUUCGGGAAAGACAUGCUUACCUCCAGCGCUCCAGUGGGUCAUCCCACUAUUAAAUAUAAUCCCUAA